AUGGAUGAGCCUCCAGGCUUGCCUGUCACGCCUUCGUCGCCUGCAUCACCGUCGUCACCCAAACCCGAGACUGCCUCGGGGUCUGGGGCGGAUGCAGUGAAGGUGCUGCGGACGGCAGCAUGUGAAGGUGCUGCAGGACAUUCUUCUGCAACUGAUGGUGUUGCAGUGGAAGAGGCUUGGAGCCCGUACUUCAAGGCGCAUGGACUGCAUGAGCUGUUGCCGGAGCUGGUGCGGCAGCUGGCGGCCACCGAGCCCACGGACCCCUACCAGUGGAUCAUUCGACAUCUUGUCCAGAAAAGACGGGAGAAUGAGACGGCUGGUACAAGUGCAGGUGCUCGGGGUGCCUCGGAGGCGUCUCCAAGCAAGGUUCGGAAGAAGAAAGGAGCCAUCCGUGUGAACUCCAGUGCUUGCCUGCGGCGUGGGUGCAAGCCACUUCUGGACAUUGUGUGCGCGGAGGACUCUUGCUGGGAGCAGGUGGAGGAGAAUUCUGGCAAUGCUAAGAUUUACUUUGUCUGGAGUGGCCAGGCUUUGUUGCAGCGCCUUUGCCAUCCCGGAGCGACAGAAAAGGUGCCACGGCUUCCGAGCUCAGCCUGGGUGAAUCGGUUUCCAGGGAUCGGCUACAUCUGUGACAAAGUGAACAUGGCCCUGGCACUCCGUCUUCUGCAGAAGCUGUGGCCAGAAAAGUUUCGCUUUUGGCCCAGAAGUUGGCUCCUGCCCGCUGAAAGUGACGAGCUCUGCCACUGGCUCGACAAGCACAAGGGCAGCACCGUCAUCGUGAAGCCCGAGGGUGGCUCGCAAGGUGACGGCAUCUUUCUCGUUCAAGAUUCGUCCAGUCUGCGGCUGAAGCUUUCUGCCAAGGCCCACUUCGGUGCCGGGUUUGGUGCCCUGGCCCAGCGCUAUUUGCCUGCCCCGUUGCUUCUGGAUGGCUUGAAGUUUGACCUUCGUCUCUACGUGGUUGUUACGUCGCUGGAUCCACUAGAUGCUUACCUGUGCAAGGAGGGCUUGGCGCGGUUCUGCACUGCAAAGUACGAAGAACCCACCGCUGCAAACGCCAACGAGGUCUACAUGCACUUAACAAACUACUCUGUCAAUAAGAAGUCCACGGCUUUCAAGGACGAGGACCCUUUCGAUGUGCACACGCAGGCGAGCAAGCGGCCCCUCAGCACCUUGCUGGGCCAGAUCGCUGCCCAAGAAGCCAGUGAAGGCCGCUCUUUCGAUGAGUCGAACCUCUUUGCCGCCUUCGAAGAGGUUUGUGCAGUGUUGUUGCAGGCGAUGGUUCCGGUGCUGAAGGUGACGUAUGACCGUGUGGCCAAAGAAGCCAAGCCAAAGGCAAAGAUGAAGGCAAAGUCCAAGUCUCCCAAGAAGGGAAAAGGCUCUGACGAGGAAGGUGAGGAGGAGGAGGAAGAUGAGGAAGACGAUGAGUUUGCUCCGAACUGUUUUCAGAUUCUCGGCGUUGAUGUUCUCUUGGACACAAAUCUUCAGCCUUGGCUACUGGAGGUCAAUGCCAGGCCGUCCUUGGACAUCUCGAACCCCAUCCGCUUGAAGGACGCACCGCCGGGAUCGAGGCGCUGCGUUUGCCGGGAUAUGGACGGUGAGGAUCAUUGUCAUGUACAUAGCGAAGUGGAUGUGCGCGUAAAGCGUUUGGCCGUGGAGGGCGCGUUCCGACUUGCAGCAGCUGACGGCGAGCCAGCAGAGCCACCGGAAGGCUUCAUGAGGAUGGACUUUGAUCGUUACAGUCCUUCUGAGGCCCAAGAAACGCUGCAGGCAGUAGCAAGGAUCUUUCAGGAGGCGGGUGGCGCCAAGAAGGCAUUCACCACCUCAGGAUUGCGCCGUGCGCUGACCAAUGCCGUCAGUGCUGGCCUGGCAGCACAUGAACUCGACACCCUGGUGACGAAAUGGAAGCAUCAGGGCUACAGGCAAGACAUCAACUCCGAAGAAGACAAUGCAGAGAUUGGCGUGCUGGACUUCGCGGCGCUCUUGCAGGAGGUUGCCCUGGUUCGGUCCGGGAAAGACACGGAUCCAUUGGAUGCCUUGGUUUCUUUGAUCGAGCUGUGUGAUCCUGCGUAG
Symbiodinium natans is the source of this 2067-nucleotide messenger RNA. The record is from the annotation of a GenBank genome assembly. Lineage: Eukaryota; Dinophyceae; Suessiales; Symbiodiniaceae.